This is a messenger RNA of Malus domestica (apple), 2004 nucleotides long. The record is from RefSeq and is a predicted model, not a curated record. NCBI's taxonomy places the organism in Eukaryota, Viridiplantae, Streptophyta, Magnoliopsida, Rosales, Rosaceae.
GGAAAUGUAGUCGGAAGGUUUCUCUCCUUCAACUUUGACCACAUUCACAUUGGAAGGUACGUAGUAGGUAUGAAGAAAACCAUGAGGACUUAAACAACAAGAGAGAGUCCAUUGUCCAUACCAUACUGCACAUUCCAUUUCUCUGAGAGGCUCUUUUCUUUAGUUUACCUGGCUAUAAUUGUCCUAUGGCCAAUCAACUUGUCGCUUCUUCUUCCUUGCCUCCUUCAUGGAGAUAUGAUGUGUUUUUGAGUUUUAGGGGAGAGGAUACACGCACCAGUUUUACAGAUCAUUUAUACAAAGCUUUGGUUGAUAAGGGAAUCAACACCUUCAUUGAUCGUCAACUUACAAGAGGAGAAGAAAUAUCACUAGCACUCCUCCAAGCAAUUGAAGAGUCAAGAAUUUCUCUUGUCAUAUUCUCUAAAACCUAUGCAUCUUCAAGGUGGUGCUUGGACGAGCUCGUCAAGAUUCUUCAAUGUAGAGAAUCAAAGCAACAAAUAGUUUUGCCAGUCUUUUACAAGAUUGAACCGUCUCAUGUACGAAAUCAAACGAGUAGUUUCGGUGACGCGUUUACAAAACUUGAGGGCAAAUCCAAGGGCAACAAGGAGAAGGUGCUCAUGUGGAGGAAAGCUCUUAGAGAAGUAGCAAAUUUGUCAGGACAUCCUGUCAAGGAGGAAGACUAUGAAGCUACAAUAAUCAGCAACAUUGUUAAGGAGAUCUUCGUCCGAGUACUUGAUGGCACAUAUUUGAAUGUGGCCAAACACCCAGUUGGAAUACAAUCUUGCGUACAAGGGGUGAAAAAGCUUUUAGGUGUUGAUGGAAAUAGUCGUCGUGUGGUUGGGAUUUGGGGGACAUCCGGAAUAGGCAAGACAACAAUUGCAAAAGCUGUUUAUAAUGCAAUUGCGCACAAGUUUGAAGGUAGUUGUUUCCUGGCAGAUAUUCGAGAAACAUCAAUGCAACACGGAGGCCUAGUCCGACUACAAAACACUAUUCUAAGUGAGCUUAAUCAUGGUUCAAAGUGGAAAGUUGUCAAUACUCAUCGAGGAAACAGCCUUAUAGAGAAUUUGUUGAGGCGAAAGAAGAUUCUCUUAAUUCUUGAUGAUGUGGAUGAAUUGGAGCAAUUAAACAACUUGGCUGAAGUCAAUUGGUUCGGCGAGGGUAGCAGAGUGAUCAUAACCACAAAAGAUAAAGGAUUGCUGGAAUCUUAUGGAGUCGAGUUGAUCUACGAGGUCCAAAAGCUAAAGGACGAAAAAGCUCUUGAGCUUUUAAGUUUGAAUGCUUUCGGAAGUAAUGAACCUCCAGACAAUUAUUUCGAACUCACACAACGUGCAAUAGCCUAUGCUCAAGGCCUUCCGUUAGCUCUUAAUCUUAUAGGUUCUCAUUUGCGUAAGAAAAGUAUAGAUCGUUGGCAAGCUAUAUUGGAUAGUUAUGAUUCUUAUGAAGGAGAACCUUAUAGAGAUAUUCAAAGAGUACUUCGGAAAAGUUAUGAUGCCUGGGAUGAUGUCGUGCAACAAGUUUUCCUAGACAUUGCAUGCUUCUUCAAGGGUAAAGAUAAAGACCAUGUGUUACAAAUAUUAAAAAGUUCGAAGCUCAAUCUACCUCAAGAUUGUAUUGAAGUACUUGCUGAGAAUGCCAUCAUAACUAUUGAAUAUAAUAGGAUUUUGAUGCAUGACUUGUUAGAAAAAAUGGGUAAGCGUAUAGUUCGUGAAGAAUCACCCAUUGAACCAGGAAAACGUAGCAGGUUGUGGUUUCAUGAAGAUGUCUAUCAUGUUCUAACUGAAAACAAAGGUACAAAGAAAAUUAGAGGCAUUGUGGUGGAGCUGCCCAAACCUGGUGUGAUACCCUUGAAUGCAAAAAGCUUCUUGCAGAUGGUAAAUCUUGAAAUUUUUAUAAACCGUAAUGCAUGCUUUUCUGGACGUGUUGAUUAACUACCCAACGAUUUGAGGUGGAUUGAAUUAGGUGGACGUGACCAUCAGGUUAAGUUCAAUUUGCAAUCCAAUUAUCAUC